AUCGUCUCUGAAAGAUAAAACAAAAAAUUUGUUUACUUCUACUGAAAAUAUCACUUAAAAAGUAAGACUAACAGGACCUUACAACAGUCAUCCUUGGCAACCAAGGACUGGAAACACACACAAAAUUGGGAUUCCAACGAUGUUAAAUAAUUUAACAGAAAUAACCACACACAAGAAAUCCAUUACUAUUAUACUUAAAAGAAGAAACUGCCAGUUGUGUUUGACUUUGUGGAAAGCUGAGCAUGCAACGACAUGCCGUUCUGUGAAGUUAAUUACAACAAAUUGAAAACUUCUAAAUCUAAGGGGAAAAAACGAUCAUUUAAGCAAUAUCAACAGUAUAUAUCGAGAUACUUGUUUCGUUUUUUCUAAAAUUAAUACUACAAUAGAUAUGCAUGGAACUCCAUGAAACAAGCAAACAGAAACAGCUUGCCUAAGAAAGCCAUCGUUUGUACAAAAACUUGAAAAUGUCAAGGUUUGCGAAGGGCUGAUUGUUGGCAAUAGAUAUAUGACAUUGCUCAAGUAUCUGGGAUUUGCUGUUUGUUGCCUAUGAUAUGUCCACGUCAAUAGGAAUAUUCAUAAUAAAAUAUAAUGACAUAUCAUCCAACAGCAGAUGGAAAAGCCCCGUCAACACCACACGCAACCCACGAAAUUAUUCAAACCUCACUCGCGCAAACAUUAACAUCAAUCAAGCCAGAAAAAGAAACUCAGUAACAAGCGAGCCAAGCCUUGCCAAGCUUGUCGGUUAAUAAGUCAUUGAUUCUGCUCAAACAAGGAAAAGGUCCAACACAACAGAGGUAGCAUGGGGGCCUUCAAGUUCGCGCUAUGGCUGACUGUUUUGACACAAACCAGUUUACCAGCAACAAGCAACGGAACACAUAACCAAUCGACAACCACUUCUGCACUCCUGACGCCAGGCUUUGUUAGAAGAGCAGCAGCAAUAUUAUCUCCUUCGCCAUUAAACAGCGGGCGCUCUUCGAUCAGAGCAGAGUUAACUUUGAUUAAAACAGAAAAUAUGGUUCAAUUAUCGCCAUUAACUUCGCCAUCCGCUAAAGGAUACGCGUCACCCCAAACAACCACAAGACCACCAAGCAACUACACAUCAUGGCACCCUCAACCCCUUCCCGCCAUCACACAUAGUUUAGAAACUAUCAGUCCCAGACCGAUGACAAUAGCUACAGAAUCGGUUACACCAACGCAGAAAUACCGGGCCCGAGCAUGCCCUAGCGAUUGCCAAUGCGGUAACUGCAGCGAGAUUGGCAUCACGAGCCGAGCCCUUAAAAUGACCUGUACGGUACAGCACCUGAAGGACUUUUUACAAAACCUGGAUGCACUUGUCAAAAGCAAGGCGUGCUAUUUGGACCUCUCCAAUAGUAACAUCUCCUCGCUGUGGACAAACACCUUCAGCGGCUUCGACAGUCUUCUGGAUUUGUAUUUGGAUCACAACAAGUUGACACAUCUUUACCAGGGGAUGUUCCUAGGGUUGCCUUCCCUUCUCCAUCUGAGCGUGCGUGGCAACCCGCUUAAAACAUGGGAAGGAUUUCUUUUUGAAGACAUCCCUCGUCUACGGUCGCUAGCACUUCCUGGAAACACCAAGUUUACGGCUCAAAUCAUGCUUCUUAGAAACACGACUGUUACUUCCGUAAGUGGACUUUCCUUUUCGAAAAAAUGCCGUAAUUGUAACAUGACAAGAGUUAGUAAUGUCACGUUCAAGCGAGUUUUGACUAAUCUGACACCCUGCAAAUACCUACACAAGAAGGACAGACACGUGGCGGAGGACAUGCACGCACGAUUCAUCCUUCUGAGAGGAGAAUGCAGCGGUGGAAAAGUGUGCGAAUGGCAACUCACAAGCACCUCCAGGCUAAAAAGCCUAUACAAGGACCACUGCUGGGAUAUGUUAAUCACACUCCGGCCGAUCACCAUCUUGUUUGGAAUACUGGCGCUCUUGCUUAAUCUUUUCGUUUUCGUUACAACAGUCGGGAUAAAACCUCUUCGAAGGAUGACUCCAUUUUUGCUGAUCGCCCACAUGGCCUUCUGUGAUAUCUUGAUCGGUGUUUACGCGAUAUUUGUUGGAGAUGGUCACAAGGUUAUUCAAGAAGAAGCGCAGGAAUUCCGCUACUGGCGCACGAAUAUUUGCCCUUAUUAUCGAACUCUCUUCGUCCUCGGACAAGUCAUGGAAGUAGCAACGGCGCUACUUGUCACAAGCGAAAGAUACUUCGCUAUCAUCUUCUGCAUGAACCCAAGCAUUCGGGUCACCAAACCCAUCGCUAGCUUAGUCUUGGUGUUCUUUUGGGCUUUCUCGGCGGUGAUGUGCGCUCUUCUUGCUUUAUUUGACGCUAAAGUAAUCACAGACAACACAAUGUGCAUUCUUGUGCGAGACCUGGCCGACCGUGAGACCACCAUCUUCUACAGUCAGAUCCUCUUAUUGAUCCUCGUGGGCCUGUACGUCAUCAUUUUCGCAAUGUAUGUACACAUCUACGUCUACGUGAAAAGAUCGUCUAGAAAUGCGGGCGUUAAACGAAAGGACACUCAGCUUGCAUUUAGAAUAGGGGUUAUGAUACUCACCAGCUUUAUCUUCUUCGUGGUCCCGAACCUGACCAUCAUCAUCGUCACGGUCGGCAACGUGUACUUCCCUGUGAGCCUCGUGACAAACUCAGUCAUUCGGAAAUGGCUACCACCCAUGUGUUUGGUCUUCAACGCGUGCUUGAACCCUUUAAUGUUUGCCUUUAGAAAUGAAAAGUUCACAAAAUCAAUCAAAAUAUGUGGUCAGUACAUUGCUAAGGGGGAAGCUCCAAGCUUUCCGAACUCUAACGCCCCGACCGCGUAUGCCCCAGGAGGGCGUGGCCGCUCCCAUAUCGGACAAAACGCCAUGGAAAUGACCCCCUCGAGGGCAUCACUUACUCCGACACACUUACCAUGCCGCGAUUCCCGUACGAACUCUGAGCUAGACACGAGACGCUACAGCUCAAUGACGAAUUUGUCACUGCCCACGCCCACCUUAGAGCUUUCGCCAAAUGGCAAGUUGAAUGAAGCAUUCGAGAAGGUCGGCUGAACCGCUAGAAGCCUGGUAAGAAAGACUUCUCCGCUUCUCAUUUAAAGACAAUAUGACAGAACCGAGGCCUAUACGAAAUAAGAAACAAAUAGGUAUAAAUAUUUAAAAGAUGUUUAUUCUGAACACCAUAAAGAAAUAAAGAAUGAAAUAAAA
Messenger RNA from Nematostella vectensis (starlet sea anemone), 3202 nucleotides. RefSeq names its product follicle-stimulating hormone receptor. The transcript has 5 exons. Lineage: Eukaryota; Metazoa; Cnidaria; Anthozoa; Actiniaria; Edwardsiidae. Gene Ontology annotation, cellular component: membrane. The record is from RefSeq and is a predicted model, not a curated record. Gene Ontology annotation, biological process: G protein-coupled receptor signaling pathway. The coding region runs from base 800 to 3049 and encodes 749 amino acids. Gene Ontology annotation, molecular function: protein binding; G protein-coupled receptor activity.